Vombatus ursinus (common wombat) is the source of this 2567-nucleotide messenger RNA. It is a transcript of the gene INSYN1, whose product is annotated as inhibitory synaptic factor 1. The record is from RefSeq and is a predicted model, not a curated record. Gene Ontology annotation, cellular component: postsynaptic density. The transcript is spliced from 2 exons. Gene Ontology annotation, biological process: inhibitory postsynaptic potential. The coding region runs from base 1645 to 2565 and encodes 306 amino acids. NCBI's taxonomy places the organism in Eukaryota, Metazoa, Chordata, Mammalia, Diprotodontia, Vombatidae.
CCCGCGCUUCUUCUCCCUCUGCUGCCCGCGCCUGAGUCUAUGUCCGGACCCAAUGCUCCAGUUUGGGGCAGGGGAUGAUCGUUAAAGGGAUUUGUUUUUCCCGGGCCUUGAAAGGCAGGGGCCGGGAGACUCAUUCCCAGCCCUAGACCGGAUUUGAAAGCUGGGGUAUUUUUGUUUGUUUUUUUUCUCUCCUUCCUUGGAGAACGGAAUUCUUCGUCCCUUCCCCCUUCCAGCUGCGCCAGAUGUUGCCCACUGCUUAGAGAAACUCGGAGAUUCGUCUGGGCAGUUCCUCUCAAUUUGAACACCCACCCUGGCUAGGGAGCCUCGACCUCUCUCUCCCAUCCCCCUCCACCAAUCCUCCAGCCAGUGGCCAGAAGUGGGCUCCGGGCCCAUCCCAUACCCUGACUUUGAGGGCAGCUCUGGCGCCGCCCUAACCUGGCUGGUGAGUCCUGGGGGGAGGGGGAGCUGGGACAGGCCCUGAGUUAGGGCUGUCCUCUUUGGGACCUCCUCCCCCGACCACCCCAGGAAGGAGAGCCUAAAAGGUGGUGGGGAGAGUCUACUAGAAAAGGGAUUUGGGAGGGGCAAACUCAUCUUGGAGGGAGGUGGAGAAGAGCGGAAGGGCAGCCUAUUUGAAAAUUGAGGGGGAACUUCCUUAGGCCCCAGGCCUAGGUGAGGGGUUCAGUAGGAUGUCUCUCUCCAGCUUCUUCCUCUGAGCCUGUGAAGCAUUGGUCCCCUCUCCUGCUGUCGCUUGCAGUAGAGUUUUAUACCCUUUUCCCCAAUCCUCCCCUCUCCUUCCAAGACAAACCAGCAAAGGGGACAGGUUGAGGGAAAGAGGAGUUUCAGAAAGCCCACAGAACUCCUGCCUAUUUUUUGCGCUGGUGCAAAGAGAUCUCCUCUUCCACUCCAGAGCAACCCACAUCUCUGCCUUCCUCUGGAAAACCCUACUUGUUAAAAACAGUGUGGAGAAUGAAGGGUAGGCCCUGCUGCAUCUGGAAUCCUGGGUCCUGACAUUCUGUGUUUCUCCCCUCUUCUACUUCCAAUCUAAGACAGACUAGGAGUUUGGGGGGGGGGCUGUGGUUGUCACCCCCUCCCAUACAUCACAGGCCCCAAGGACAUCACAGAAGACGACCUAUUCCCUCAUCCCCCAGGAACCAUUCCCCAUCCCCAUCUCUGGCAGCCAUCCAUCUGAACCAGGGAGGGGGGAGUACCACUUCAGCAAGUGGACGACAGAAUUCAUCCCGAAGACACACAGAUCCCUGAGCCCUAGCACCAGGGUUCUAGUUCUAUUUAGCUCUCAGCUGAGUCCUGAGGGCUGCAAAGCUGAAACUUUUAACCCCUUCUUUUGCCCCUCUCUCCACCGAACUCUGCCCCUACUGAGCAGUCUCCUGACCUCAUUCCCCUCCUUCUGGGAGUCUCUGCCCCAUCAGGUGAACAGUCACCAGAUCAAAGAAGGAAGAGGAGAAAGAGCGGAGGGACAGGUACCUGGGCUGAGAUCAGGUGGGUGUGGGCUGGGGCUGGGGCAGCUGGGGGGGGGUGCCUUAAAGAUGUGGAGAUCUCCCUGGCCGAGAGGGGCUCCAAGGAGGCAGUGGCAGUGUGAGGCCCAGGGAGAGCAGCAUGGACAGGCCCGUGGCAGCGUGGUGAAGCAUGAACAUCCGGAGUGCCCAGGACCACGGGCAGGCCAGUGACAACCCCAGUGGUGGUGGUGGUGGUGGCAGUGGUGGUAGUGAGAGAGAACGAAUCCGAAGGCGAAUGAAAAUGGUCAUCGGGCAGCUGGAGGGCAUCCUGCAGGAGCUCAAGGAGGUGGCCAAAGAGCUGAGAGAGGUGGUGAGCCAGAUAGACAAGCUGACCUCCGAUUUUGACUUUGAGCUUGAGCCUGACGAUUGGACAACAGCCACGGUCAGCAGCACAUCUAGCAGUGAGAAAGGUGGUGGGAGUGGCCCCUUCGACCUGACCCACCUGGAUUUCAUGACCUCAGACAUCCUCUCUGACAGCUGGGAAUUCUGCUCUUUCUUGGACAUCUCAACCCCUUCAGACUCAGGCGACGGCCCUGAGCCAGCCCGACAGCCUCCCACCCCUGACUACAGGCUGAUGAAUGGAGGCGUGCUUAUCCCCAACGGGCCCCGUAUUGAGACUCCCGACUCUUCCAGUGAGGAAGCCUUCAGUUCUUGUCCCCCUGAGCCCCCCAAGGGCCAGCAGGCCCAUCGGACCCCGGGCACCAGGGAGCGGGUGCGUUUCAGUGACAAGGUGCUCUAUCAUGCUCUCUGCUGUGAUGAUGAGGAAGGAGAGGGGGAGGAAGAAGAGGAAGAGGAUAGGGGAGCCCCAUCCCCCAACCCCCCUCAGACAGAGGCCCAUGUGGCACCCCUCAAACCUCCCCUGGCAUCCUGCAAGCCACGGAGGUCUCCCCUCACAAGCCGGAAUGGGAGUCAUGUCCCUACACUCACCCCAGGGUCAGGGCAGACCCGCAGAGUCACACGGAACACUAGCACCCAAACGGUGUCGGACAAAAGCACCCAAACUGUCCUGCCAUAUGCAGCAACCAGGCAGAAAGUCAAAGGGAAAAACUGAGA